AUGCAUUCGACGGACAGCGGGCGCCGCUCGCAUAGGCGACGUCCCAACCUGAACAUCAAUACGUCGGCAUCGCCGCCCCUGGCCAGGCGAGAUGCCGCUCCCGCGAGCCCACCCCUGCGCAAGCCGCCCGUCCCAUCCAAGGGGAAGCCGCCCGUCUCGAGCCGGGCGCUUAGAGUGCAGUCCUCCUCCGUGUCGAGCACGCCGUCGAGCAUUGAUCGUGAGAGGGAGCGGGCCAUAGACCUGGACGAGUCGUUCCUGGACAACAUGACCCCCGUCGACAUGGCUAACAAGGAGAACGAGCCCGAAUUCCACAACCGCGACCUCCAGCGGGUUCAGAAAGCCGCCAACCCUCGCGACUCGCACGAUCUGUCGCUUCCGGCGCGGCAGGUCACGCGAGACUCCCUGGUGACCAACAUGUUGAUGUCUUUGGACAAGCUGUCGCUGUCCCAGAUCCAGACGCCGCCGACGGCCAUGUCCCCCUUCGACGAGCCUGCCUAUGGCUCGCCCAAUAUGGCCAUGACCAUGGGCGGGGACGAGAGGGCCAGAACCAUGUCGGGCGUAUCCCGUCCAGCCCGCGCUAUGCAUAGCUCUUACCAUCACGGCCAUAGUUACACUUAUAGCUCCGACCUAGAGGGGACCGACGAUGCCGCUAGCCGCAUCUCGAGUCAGUUCUCACGCGGCCGCCGAAGCAACAGCAGCUCCGGAUUUCAAUCCUCGCUGGGCCGCAUCAACAGCAUGCGAGAAACCUCAUCGCACAAUAUGGCCAGCAGCCACGGCAGGGCCAUGCAUUCCAGGAGCCGCAAGACGAGCAAGAGCAGCAGUACCAACAGCUUCGAUGCCGGCUAUGCCCAGGUUCUGAGCAGCCAGCGCAUAUCGCACGGCAUCGGCGGCCGCUCCUCCAGCUUCGACUACGGCCAACCGCCGCCGCCGCCGCCUGCGAGCAAUGUCAAUGGCAGUCAGUGGGAUCUAGAGUUCUCCAACUCCAUGUUUACCACCAACGACUACGAGGUCGCCCCGACGCCUACAAUUCCCGGUGGGCCCCGCCGUGCAGCUGCUCCGAACGCCCCAGUCGCUCCGGCAGCACCUCCACCGAUACCCAAGGACCCCGAGCCGGCGGACCGCAAGAGGAGUCUGCGUUCACGGAGUAGCACCGGUGGGAGAUCGUCCUCCAAGACCAGACAUGAACCCCCACAGCAGCUUCCACCGCAAGCUGAUCUGGAUUCCGCUCCGGCACCCAACGUAGGGUACGAGAAGUCAAAAGACAGAGACAUGCACAACAGCCAAAACUCAACACCACAGGCAAAGGAGCGGCCUGGCUUUUUCAGGAGAGUUUUUGGCGGCUCGUCUAAGAACCUGUCCAACAAUUUUGAAUCCUCGAGCUCGACCCCCGUUUCGGCCACGUCGGCUGAAACCGUCGAGCGUCAGCCCUCCAAGUCAUCGCAACACAUUGCUUCCCAAAUCAAAACAGCAGCCCCGACGGCCAAGGACUCGCAGCCUGCACCGCCCCAUGUAAUUCAUAAGAAGUCAUCUUUCUUCCGGAGGAGAAAGAAGUCUAUUGUUGACACACCACCGGUACCACUACCACCUGCUUCCAUUGUCUCCCCGCCGCCCCGGUCAGCCAAGCCAAUGGAGAUUGAAGUGGACCACUCGCGGACCAUUGAGUUGGCCGCACCCAGCCCUGUCAGCAGCUUGCGGCAAGUCAUGAACCCAUACUUGAAGGGCAGCAAUCCCGCAACACCCAGCGACCUCCUGACGCCGGGCAGACGAGAGCGUGAGACGAUAUCAGCGGAGUAUGAUGUUGAGGAUGGCGAGCUCGAUUGGAGACGGAAGAGUAGGGGAUUCUCGCCGGAUUAUGAACCCAGCCCGAAUGCUACCAUCAGGACGGUCAAGUCGCAAUCCGCCCUCUAUAGCAGGAGUCGCGAAUCUGUCGCCACGAGUAUACCGAAGAGAUCAUCACGAAUGGACAGCCCCCACCGAGAACCUCCAGACGUUCCCGGCCCACGGCCUAUGCUUACUCGCGAUGCUACUUUCUUCGAGGACAACAGCGAUACAGACGGAGACAAGCCCACCACCCUGACAGUACUAACCGUCCCGGAACCACAAAGGUCGCCCAUCCUGUUGAGCCCUGCAGAUCCGCAAGGCCUCCCUGGCGGAUUUCCCACACCGCCAACCGGCACCCCGAGGGAUUCACCCAGUGGCCCGCCGACGUCCGAGUUCCAAGCGGGCAACGCCCACGAGAAUUCGUCUUUGAAAGAGUCCGCCUCACCUGGCUUGGUACUUCAGCCAAACGUCUCGAACGAAGAAAGCAGGGAUCGUCCAGAUAGUCUCGGACUCCCCAUCCAAGCUCAGCAAACGCACAGUACCAUUAGAGAUUCAAUCCAGAGGUCCCGCUCGGCUGCCAGCUUGCCGAGCGUCAAGGUCGAGAGCGCUGACAUCACCCCAAAAAUGACCGGUUCGCCGCUGGAUGAACCCGAGGUGGCCGUUGGUGAACCGACCGAGGAUGACCGCCAAAAAGCGCAGCGCAUCUUCGAUGGCAAUGAGGAUUUCAUCCAGAAGGACCGGGCGGCAGCUUGGAUUGGAGAGGAGGGCCUGGUGCGGCAGCGAACGCUCCGGGCUUAUAUGGACCUGUAUGACUUCACCGACAAGAGCGUCCUCACCGCUCUACGUGAGGUCUGUGGCAGACUAGUCCUGCGGGCCGAGACCCAGCAGGUAGACCGCAUCUUGGUUGCUUUCUCCAAGCAUUGGUGUGAAUGCAAUUCCAACCACGGGUUCAAGUCCAUGGAUGUUAUCCAUACGAUGUGUUAUUCUAUCAUGCUUCUGAAUACCGAUCUUCACCUUGCAGAUAUUGAGUACAAGAUGACGCGCAGCCAGUUCAUCAAGAAUACCAUGACCACGAUCAAGCAAGCCUUGGUUGAGUCGGACCCUGACGCUUUCGAGCGACCGUCUAUCCUACCUGGCAGGAAUGCAUUGCUGAGCCCUGCGGAACCCGAAAGCAAUGUUUCAGGGGAGCAAGAGCGGAAGAAUUGGCGCUCGUCGUUCAUCCCGCCGAGGUCUGAGUCUCGAUUGGGUGACUACGGCGACCAGGAGCCUGACAGCUGCGGACCACUGGUCAAGUCACCGUUCAAUGGCUCGAUGCGCGCCUGGGAGAACCAGAUGGAACUCGUACUCAAGGAUAUCUACAACUCGAUUCGGGACGAUCGUCUGCCUUUGUUCGGUGGUGCGCCUGAGCAAGCAGCCUCGCAACUGCAGCAGCCAGGCGGGCUGUCGGUCAUGGGGAUGCUGAAACGAAGCCCGAGUGUUCUUAGUAAGGCCCCAUCGGAGAGCGCCUCAAUGACCCGCGGAAGAAACGAUGGUUCCAACCGUCCGAAUGCUGGUCGCUGGAGCUCAAAGAGCAGGUCCCGUCCUCGCAUCGGCACUGCCGGCUUCUCGUCCAGCCGUACGAGCUUCGAUGACGGCAACUCUAUAUGGAGCCCGACUGUCUCCUCUGCGACCUGGAGCCGUUACUCCCUGGGAAGAACGCAGACAUCCCCGUCAGUGGAUUCGUUGGGGUCAUCCUAUCUACACGGCGAUUAUCAGCAGUCGAUAGGUUUUGCAAACGCCCUAUCCCAAGCAAUCAUCCGUGAAGACCACCAGCUUGAGAUCACCCGAUCCAUCAUGAGCGAGGAGGUCAAUGGCGCUGCUUUGCUUGAGGACGAAUCACUCGAAUUGACCGGCCCCCCAUGGAUGAAGGAAGGAAUCGUCAUCCACAAACACCAUCUUGACGGCAUUGAAAAGAAGGCUAAGGACCGUAACUGGAGCGAGGUGUUUGCUGUCAUUCAAAAGGGCUCCAUGAGUCUCUUCUCCUUCUCUACCAAGUCGAUGCGGAGCAAGGCGCGUAUGGGUCGCAAGCAAGCACCUGGUGGCGUGGUCGGCGGCGGCAACUGGCAGGAGAAUGCCACUAACCUUGGCACCUUCUCGUUGCGCCAGACUCUUGCCUCUGCAUUACCCUCGCCCGGCUAUUCCAGGACACGACCGCACGUUUGGGCUCUGAGUCUGCCAACCGGUGCUGUCCACCUGUUCCAAGUGGGCACGCCGGAGAUCUGCAAGGAGUUUGUUUUGACGGUCAAUUACUGGUCCGCACGUCUAUCCACUCACCCUCUUGUUGGUGGUAUUUCCAACAUCGAGUAUGGCUGGAGCGAUGCUUGCAUUAACAAUGCGCUUGUGAACGCUAUCAACGACAAUCAGCCCCCGCCUCGACCUGGGUCGGCAGCUGCUGGGCGCACCUCUAUGCACAGCCGAAACAACAGCCGGCAAAGCAGCUUGCGAUCAAGCUUCGACAUGGGUGGCUCAAGCACGAGGACAAAGUUGCCGGGAGAUCGGAUUCACAUCGCAGAAUGGACGCCACCGGCGCAAAGCAUGCGUCCGUCCAACGUGGGCGAGACCGAACAACACGAGACCCUCCUCGCCUACGUGAAGAGCAUCGAGGACGAGUUACAGAAACAUAACCAACUGCGCUCCCCCAUGCUGCUGGCAUUCACUCCCAGAGGAUCGAAUGCCACUAAGGCCAUGGCCAACUGGGAGAAGAAGAGCAGCUACCUCCUGCGCGAGAUUGUCAAGUUCAGGACAUACGUCGACUGCCUGCAGCUGGCAGAGCAGAGGCGCAAGGAGAUUUACGACGAUCGCGAGAUCGCCCGUCGCGCUGCACGCGGCGAGGACGAAAUGUACGACGACGUCGAGCAAGACGACGCAGAUCAAACGAUCAAGAUCAGCCAAUAG
This is a messenger RNA of Neoarthrinium moseri, 4755 nucleotides long. RefSeq lists its product as uncharacterized. The coding region runs from base 1 to 4755 and encodes 1584 amino acids. Gene Ontology annotation, biological process: regulation of ARF protein signal transduction. The transcript is spliced from 2 exons. The record is from RefSeq and is a predicted model, not a curated record. Gene Ontology annotation, molecular function: guanyl-nucleotide exchange factor activity. NCBI's taxonomy places the organism in Eukaryota, Fungi, Ascomycota, Sordariomycetes, Amphisphaeriales, Apiosporaceae.